AUGCCGGAGAAAAACAUUCCCUGCAAGAGGGGACCGCACCCUGCGGACGAGCCGUCGUGGAGCAGCGGCCGCGUGACCUGGGCGGGCAGUGUCCUGCUGGCGUCACCCCAGCUUUUCCUUUUCCACUUGCAAACCAUCCCAGGAGUGAACUUCACCCAGUGUGUCACCCACGGCAGUUUCCAAGAGCACUGGGAAGAAAUGGUCUACAACAUGUUCACCUUCACCACCCUAUACAUAAUCCUAUUAAGCGUCAUGAUCGUUUGCUACAUCCAAAUCAUGUGGGAGAUCAGCAAACAGCUAAAGAUCAGCAAAGGUCUGAUAAGAAGUAAAAGCAACCACAUCUCCAAGGCCCGCAUGAAGACCCUCAAGAUGACCAUAGUGAUCGUCGCUACCUUCAUCAUCUGCUGGACCCACUACUACCUCUUGGGCUUGUGGUACUGGUUCCAGCCAGACAUGAUCCAAAGGAUGCCGGACUACAUCAGCCACAGCUUCUUCCUCUUCGGCUUGCUCCACACGUGCACCGACCCCGUCAUUUAUGGGCUGUACACCCCGUCGUUCCAAGAGGACAUGCAGCUGUGUCUCAGGAGCAUCAAAAUGGUGUUUACCCAGCGGCAGAGACACAGACCUGUCUCAAGCUCGGAGAAGAACGUCAAGGAUGACGGUGUAAAUGGUGGGGUGGCAUCGGGAGGCUCCAAUGGGACCACUGUGCACACGGUGUGCUGA
This is a messenger RNA of Nothoprocta perdicaria, 723 nucleotides long. RefSeq names its product gonadotropin-releasing hormone II receptor-like. The coding region runs from base 1 to 723 and encodes 240 amino acids. Gene Ontology annotation, biological process: G protein-coupled receptor signaling pathway. The transcript is spliced from 5 exons. Gene Ontology annotation, cellular component: membrane. Gene Ontology annotation, molecular function: peptide binding; gonadotropin-releasing hormone receptor activity. NCBI's taxonomy places the organism in Eukaryota, Metazoa, Chordata, Aves, Tinamiformes, Tinamidae. The record is from RefSeq and is a predicted model, not a curated record.